GGGAUUCGAUUGGAUAAAGUUUUGAUGAAAACAAAUAUGGCGGGCGAAGGGGACCGGAAUGAAAAUCUUGAUUUUACAACACCUCAUUCGGCUUGUAAUUUCAAUCUAGCUCGUUUGAGAGAACGCGUAAAAGAAUAUAUUGAUAAGCAUCACUAUGACUCGGCAUUGUUUUGGGCAGACAAAUUGGUGUCACUGUCAAAUGGUGCUAUGGAGGAUGUAUAUUGGUAUGCUCAGACCUUGUACAGUACUGGCCAGUACCAUAGAGCUGCAAAUUGUAUUCUCAACAGAAAACUACACAAAAGCCAUACGUGUUGCAGAUACCUAGCUGCCAAAUGUCACUAUGAGUGCAAGGAGUACCAAGAAGCCCUGGCUAUAUUAGAUUUUGUUGAACCAUGUUCUAUACAGCCGAUCAACAAGAGAAUGUCAUUUAACAUUAACCAAAGUAUAUCUGAACCAGAAACCUCAACUUCUAACAAAAGUAUGGAAAGUUCUAUGAAUGUUCUACGAGGUCAGAUCUACGAGGCAAUGGAUAACAGAACCCUUGCUAUGGAAUGUUUUAGAGAGGCUCUUAGACAAGAUGUGUAUUGUUAUGAAGCUUUCGACCUUCUAGUCAAUCAUCAUAUGUUGUCAGCACAAGAAGAGAGGGAGUUGAUAGACAGUUUACCAUUUAGCUUACAGUGUCCAGGUGAAGAGGAGGAAUUAGUCAAAUAUCUUUAUGAAAAUAAACUUAAAAAGUAUGACAGACCGCAGGAAGCUAAAGUACCAGAGAGUUUAGAGGUCCUCAGUGAUAACCUAGACAUUAUAUGUAAUCUAGCAGAGAGAUAUUACUAUAACUGUGAUUUUAGGGAAUGUUAUAAACUUACUACAAGAAUUUUGAACACAGACCCAUACAAUAGUACAUGUUUGCCGCUCCAUAUAGCUGUGAUGGUAGAACUUAAGAAAGCUAACAGUUUAUUUUAUCUAGCACAUAAAUUAGUAGAUCUUUACCCAAACAAGCCAGUUUCAUGGUUUGCAGUGGGAUGCUACUAUUUCCUGAUAGACAAGAAAGAUCCUGCACGUAGAUAUCUCAGUAAAGCAACAACUUUAGAAAGAACUUACGGACCAGCAUGGCUGGCAUUUGGCCAUUCCUUCGCUACAGGAAAUGAACAUGAUCAGGCAAUGGCAGCUUACUUCACAGCAGCUCAGCUUAUGAAAGGAUGCCAUCUUCCUGCGUUGUACAUAGGCCUAGAGUAUGGACUUACUAACAAUCCUAAGUUGGCAGAGAGAUUUUUCAGUCAGGCACUGAGUAUAGCUCCGGAGGAUCCAUUUGUUUUGCAUGAGAUGGGUGUGAUAGCCUACCAGAAUGAAGAGUGGAUCAUGGCAGAAAAAUACUUCAAGGAUGCAUUGGGGAGAAUACAAGUGUGUGAAAGACAGACAAAUGUACCAGAGAAAUGGGAGCCUCUUCUUAAUAACCUUGGACAUACAUGUAGAAAACUAAAAAAGUAUGAUGAAGCAUUAGAGUACCAUCAGCAGGCUCGUACCUUAGACCCCCAGAGUCCAUCUACAUACUCUGCUAUAGGUUAUGUUUUUGCUUUAAGAGGAGAUUCAUUAGAAGCAGUGGAUUAUUUCCACAAGGCUCUAGCAAUAAGACGAGAUGAUGCGUUUUCCACCACAAUGUUGUCAAAUCUUGUAGAAUCUCUCAUGUUAGAACUCUCCCCAGGAGAAGACCUAGAAGACAGCCCUGUAUUUAUGGCCCCGACUGAUGUACCAGUGUUCUCGAUGGAUGACCAUAACGAUUCCAAGGACCUACCUCCACCCCCGAUUAUGAGGCUGACCUCACAGCUAGAUGAUUCCUCAGUGGCGGAAUCUUCGGCAGUAGAAAGCAGUAGUCUUAUGAUAGAAGAAGUAGAAAUGGGGGACUGUGACUGAUAAAGAAUAAGUCUAUAGAUGCAUAAACAAUUACCACACAAUUAGGAAAUUGUGGAAAUGAAAUUAAAUGAAAUGGGUAGCAUUGAAAUGCUGUGAUCUUAUACCUUGAACCAUGUAUGUAAGAAAGACUAAAUAUAUGAUGCUACCAGUGGACAUACUUGAAACAGGUGAAAGAUCAGUUUGUAUGGAACAAUUUUGGACUGCCUUUUUAUAGUGCUAAAUUACUACAAUGAACGUGUCCAUUUUUCAAUUUGGACGGUACCAUUAACUGUUAAAAGGGGUGCAUACCAAAAGGAUACUGACUGAAUGGCGAACAGUGCAAAUCAUGAUCAGACUGCAUGGAUGUGCAGGCUGAUCUUGAUCUGCACUGAUCGCAAAGGCAGAAUCAGACGUGUUCAGCAUGAUAAGGGUUAAACUAUUUAUUUGAAGAUAGCAAAUGCCGAUCUUUCUCCAGAUGUUUUAUUUAUAGAUAUUUACUUCAAAUGUAGAAUGUGCUUACAAAUGUAUAUAACUUAAAAAGUAAAUGUGUAUGUAGAGCUACUAGAGCUACAUUCACAAGUAAAUGUCAUGCAGUAACAGUCGUUUGUUAUAAAAACUUCCUUUUUUUAGUGGUAGUACGUAUACUGAAGCUCUUUAAAAAUGCAACACUUUCUUAAUGUUCUGCUAAAAGUUAUUGUGAAUGUUUGAUGCAAAUUUCUUAUAUCAAAAUAAACAUAAAACCUAU
Mercenaria mercenaria is the source of this 2632-nucleotide messenger RNA. Its product is annotated as cell division cycle protein 16 homolog. The record is from RefSeq and is a predicted model, not a curated record. Gene Ontology annotation, molecular function: protein binding. The coding region runs from base 25 to 1908 and encodes 627 amino acids. Lineage: Eukaryota; Metazoa; Mollusca; Bivalvia; Venerida; Veneridae. Gene Ontology annotation, biological process: cell division. The transcript is spliced from 17 exons.